GCGAGCCAGCGCCUUAACCACCUAGCCACCGUGGCUCCCCGACCGUUGGUGCAAAACAGUAGCACGUUAAACCAUAUUUGAUUUCAUUUAUGACACCGUUAAAUAGGACUGUUGGUGACAGAAAGAUGUAGAAUUUCAAUAAUUCCUAUGCGCGCAGGGGACUUUGUUCUAAAGUAGGUCUAGUGAGGGGAAACCGAAGGAUCCAGGCCACAAUGUUUGACAACACAAAAAUUAUUAAAUUCGUGAAAUUUAUUCAAUAAUUUAUGAGGUAUUCCCCAGAAACAAAAACCUGGAAGGAAGGAUGAACGAAUCGACGGGCGGAGAAAAGUUCCAGUUGUCGAGUUUACUCCAUAAUUCUGUUCGAUUAUUUCCUCGGUGUAGUGCUUUAGGGGAAAGAACUCUGUUUAACGUUUCAGUUAUCUCCCCAUGACAAUAAAUCUGUUUUGUUGCUUCUAAUUUGGUUUAUCAGUAUUUGAAAACAUUAAAAUCACAUAGGAAAUAAUAUAUAUAUGCAUUAUUUCUAAUUUGCUAUGUAGUUUUAAUGAUGUUUUUAUUCUUAAAAGUAAAGAGGUGGCUGUAAAUGAACAUUUUUAUGAACUCUUUUGUAAUGAAGUUUAAAAGAAUGGGAUUAAAUGAAAGUAGAUCUUCCGGUUAAUAACAAUAAUUUGUUUUGGUUCUUUGUUCAUAUUUUGAGAUAUGUUGAUCAUAGUAAUUUGAUAGUAUUUAAUUGCAUGUGAGAUAGAUUGGUCAGCUAGAAUGUCUGUAAAUUAUGCAACUGGGUUAUCAGAGUAUGCUAGUAAAGGUAAAUGUGGUUUACCAGAACUAUUUGAUGAUGAUGAAACAGUAGAAAAUAAAAUACAGCAACUAGUGGACAUGGUGAAGGCUUGUCAACAUCUUGUGGUACACACAGGAGCUGGUAUUAGCACAUCUGCUGGUAUACCAGACUUUAGGGGACCAAAAGGAGUAUGGACGCUUGAAGAAAAGGGAGAAACUCCAAAAAUUGAUAUAACAUUUGAAUCUGCAAGACCAACUAAAACUCAUAUGGCAUUAGUUGCACUGGAAAAUGCUGGAAUUGUGAAGUAUGUUAUCAGUCAAAAUGUUGAUGGUUUACAUGUACGAUCAGGUUUACCAGUAAAUCGUCUAUCUGAACCUCAUGGUAAUAUGUUUGUUCAAACCUGUGAUAAAUGUCAUACCAAGUAUAUUAAUAAUAAAUGUAGUCCUACAAUGGGUUUAAAGCCAACAGGUGAACAAUGUAGACAACAGAAAGCCAGAGGUGUAUGUAGGGGUCAUCUACAUGAUGCUAUAUUAGAUUGGGAAGAUGCUCUACCUGAUCAUGAUUUAACUUUAGCAGAUAAACAUUCAGCGAAAGCAGAUCUGAGUCUGUGUCUGGGAACAUCUCUACAAAUCAUACCAUGCGGUAACCUGCCACUCAGUGCCAGGAAAAAUGGUGGCAAGUUGGUCAUUGUUAACUUACAGACUACUAAACAUGAUAAGAAAUGUGAUCUAAAAAUCAACACAUACAUUGAUAGAGUAAUUUGUGGUCUGUGUGAAAAACUUAGUAUCAUCAUUCCUGAAUUUGAAAAACCGGUCGUAAAUCUAAAAUCGAUUCACACAGUUAAAUCCGAGAAAAAAUGUCCAAAAAUAAUUGUGGAUGAAGCAUUGAUGGCAGAUCAGAAGAGAGACAUUAAAAAAGAUGUUAAAAUAAAAUUAGAAAAAGAAGCUACGGCACCAGCAAAUAAAUCUCAGGAGAAAUCACAAGAACCAAUAGCAGCAAAAAUAGAAUCACAUAGUGAUCAAAUUCUUGAUAAAAAAGGCAUCAAAAUUGAAGAUGAUGACUGUGCAAAAUUUGACUCAAAUUCAUCACAAAAUAAUACCAGUGAUAGUUCAUUAAUUACCAGUAAUAUGUCAAAUCCACAACCAGAUACUCCAUUAAUUAAUUGUACUUCAAAGAAAAUAGAUGUCAAUAAUAGUUUAACUUCAAAUACCAUAUGUACAAUGUCAACCCAGAACAACUGUGUAUUACUUGAAAAUUGUGAUAAAACAUUAGAUGAACCUACGGCUAAAAUACAGAAAUUGGUUGAAGGAUAGCCAAUGGCGACUGAACAUUGUUUUAAACAGCACAGAAACAACAUGAUUGCCUCUUAAUUUAUUAAGACAAUAUGGAUCCAUUUUUUUCUGAAUUUUAAAUGUAUAAUAGUUGUUCUUACAUACAUAUAGUGUAUUAAUAUUUUUUUA
Messenger RNA from Patella vulgata (common limpet), 2235 nucleotides. RefSeq names its product NAD-dependent protein deacylase sirtuin-6. Bases 757 to 2088 code for a protein of 443 amino acids. Gene Ontology annotation, molecular function: NAD+ binding. The record is from RefSeq and is a predicted model, not a curated record. The transcript has 7 exons. Lineage: Eukaryota; Metazoa; Mollusca; Gastropoda; Patellidae.